GUUGCCCCUGCAGCUACGGAAGAGGCGCGCCUCUGCACUGACCAUGUCCACCAACAACAUGUCGGACCCUCGGAGGCCGAAUAAAGUGCUGAGGUACAAGCCCCCGCCGAGCGAGUGCAACCCGGCCCUGGACGACCCGACGCCCGACUACAUGAACCUGCUGGGCAUGAUCUUCAGCAUGUGCGGGCUCAUGCUCAAGCUGAAGUGGUGCGCUUGGGUCGCCGUCUACUGCUCCUUCAUCAGCUUUGCCAAUUCGCGGAGCUCCGAAGACACGAAGCAAAUGAUGAGCAGUUUCAUGCUGUCCAUCUCAGCCGUGGUGAUGUCCUACCUGCAGAACCCGCAGCCCAUGACGCCCCCCUGGUGAUGGUGGGCCAGUGUCCCCUUCUGGACCCCUUCCAUCCUGGUGAUGAUUGCUCAGCCUCUGACUCUGCUACUGCUGUUGCUGUUCCCAGCCUGGAAAGUCCUGGGGGGCUGUGACUGUAUAGAGGGAGUCAGGCCGAUCUCCUGGUCCCCCUGGGACAGAACUGGGCACCUGCCCAGCCUACCUGCUACUGCAGGAGAAGAGAUGAUGCCACCCCACCCAUCCAUUUCUAGUCUUGUUUUCUUGUAGGAACUAGUUAAUAAAGUUUUACAAUCCA
Molecule: messenger RNA, 638 nt
Organism: Suncus etruscus (white-toothed pygmy shrew)
Lineage: Eukaryota; Metazoa; Chordata; Mammalia; Eulipotyphla; Soricidae
Gene: WDR83OS
Product: WD repeat domain 83 opposite strand
Exons: 3
Coding region: 44-364 (106 amino acids)
Biological process (GO): protein insertion into ER membrane
Cellular component (GO): endoplasmic reticulum membrane
Molecular function (GO): protein folding chaperone
Source: RefSeq, a predicted model, not a curated record